This is a messenger RNA of Drosophila yakuba, 1456 nucleotides long. RefSeq lists its product as uncharacterized. Bases 434 to 973 code for a protein of 179 amino acids. NCBI's taxonomy places the organism in Eukaryota, Metazoa, Arthropoda, Insecta, Diptera, Drosophilidae. The transcript has 3 exons. Gene Ontology annotation, molecular function: carbohydrate binding. The record is from RefSeq and is a predicted model, not a curated record.
GAGGUAUUUUGGGUCCGGAAUUUACUGCCUAGCAGGUGUGGGGGAUCACUCAGCUGCUCCGUUUUCCCCAUAGGCAUUCCUCCACAGUUUUCAAUCACGCGCGAAGGCGAACGGAACUGCGCGUUUGCGAAUUAUUUAAAGGUGUUAAAGCUGAACAAAUAUGCUCGAAAGCACUUUGCCCGUGACGUCGUCGUGGACUUAAAUCCUCUUCGAGUUCCCUUAAAAUAGCCCUGUUUCUGUGUAACCGCUAACAGUUUUGACCAAGUCGGCAAAGUGCUAACUACUCCCCCGGGUAUUCGGAGUCGGAGUUAUUGUAACCGUUGGCAACUGCCACAGCGAAUGCAUUUAAAAUUAUCCGGAUAUAAUUUGCAAUUACAAACCUUGCUAAAAAUAAAACAGAAAGCACGACGAACAUCGUAAUUCAACGUUCAAAAUGCCUGAUGUAAAGUUCUUUGCCGUUCUGCCCACCAAUGCCAGUUCCUCGGAUCGAGUCACACGGCUGUCCAUCAGCGGCAACCUGCUCCAGGAUCCGCAGCAAUUCUCGGUGAACUUUGUCAACAGUCCGGACUGCACGGACAACAUCACAUACCACUUCAAGGUGGUUAUCCCCACACAGACGAUUAUCGAGAACUACAAGCGGAACGGCGAGUGGAGCAGCCUACACCAGGAGAAGUACCUGAACAUCUUCGACGGUACAGGAGCUAGCGAUAAGAAUCCCAAUAAGACAGAGAGCUUUGCCCGCAUUAUAACCGAAAUUGACGAGGCGCUCCAACUUUCAUCCACAGAGUCCUCAUUUUGCCUUGAGUUCGCCUUCGACUACGAAAAUUCCAUGAUGCGGGUGUACCAGGGUAGGGAUACGGGCCACAAUUUCAUAACCGAGUACGAGACCCUCUUCUCCCUGUCCGACAUCCAGGCGGUACAGGUGUGGGGCGAUGUACAGAAGGUCAACCAGUUUGCCCUCAGCUACAACUGAUAGGGAGGAAAUCCCCCAAGAUCCCAUGAUCCCCAAGAAAUCUGGCCGACCUUUGGAUUAACCGUCUGAUAUUCAUACUUUCAGCGGGAAGAGUCUUACCAAAAAUAUUCGCGUAAACAUUGGGGUCUGCCAUCUGCUUUAUAGCGCCACAAAACUGAAGGCUCCUUUGCAAUACCAAACGAAAUACACAUUAAAUUUGUUUGCCAUAAAUUACACAUUAUAUUUAUUUUUGCAAUGGAAUCAUUAUCAUCACCCAAAAAAGGUAUUUUACCAUUGUUUACAGCUUGUACAUACAUAAUAGAUACACAGAUAUUUACAAUGCCUUACAAUUAUCCUUAAAAUAGGAAUCUUUACACAAACGCUCUAGGGACUUAUGCUAAUAAAACUUUUGCGAUUUACUGAUAAAUAGAAUAACACAUAUAAAACCAAAAUAAAUUAAGAAAAUAAAUGAAACGUGAAAACGCGCUUCAAAUUUGUUAUAAA